Messenger RNA from Fonsecaea erecta, 1401 nucleotides. RefSeq lists its product as hypothetical. Lineage: Eukaryota; Fungi; Ascomycota; Eurotiomycetes; Chaetothyriales; Herpotrichiellaceae. The transcript has a single exon. Gene Ontology annotation, molecular function: hydrolase activity, hydrolyzing O-glycosyl compounds. Gene Ontology annotation, biological process: carbohydrate metabolic process. The record is from RefSeq and is a predicted model, not a curated record. Bases 1 to 1401 code for a protein of 466 amino acids.
AUGACACAUUUCUCUCGUCCAAGCUAUUAUCGAGCGGACUCGGCGACGAGCAUCGAUGCAACGCCUCGGGCUGGUUCCCCAGAAUCGGCGACUGCGAGCGGUGGAUCUCAACAGGAGAAGGCCAUCAAUCCUUUUCUCACCCCGUAUGCCUCUGGAGACCCCUCAAGGGCGGCAUCAUCGGCAGCUCUCCCUCAAUCCACGCUGAAUCAGAGAUACUUCCACUCUCGGAGAGUAAAGAAGGGAGAGGUGGAGCGGCCGUGGACAAAGGUCAAAGAUCCUCGGGAGAAGUGGGUGACAAUCAUCCCUCUAAUUGGACUUGCGAUCGGCUUGGGUCUUGCGGGCCUUCUCAUCUGGGAUGGUCUCCAAACCGUGGUCAAUCACAAGUAUUGUCCAGUGUAUGUGGAAGACUUCUCGAAUGGAUUUGACUCCAAAAUUUGGACUAAAGAAGCUGAGGUUGGGGGCUUCGGCAAUGGCCAGUUCGAGGAGACCACCGUCACAGAGGAGAAUGUGUAUGUGAAAGACGGGAUGCUCUACAUCAAGCCGACGCUGCAGGAUCCCAGAUUGAUCGAGACCAAUAACGUGAUUGAUCUGCGGGUUGGUGGUAUAUGCACCUCGCCAGUCUGGAGCAAUUGCAUCACAGGCACAAAUACCACCAAUGGCACUAUCGUCAACCCCGUCAAGUCUGGGCGGAUCAACACCAAGAAAGGCGCAGCAAUCAGAUAUGGUCGAGUUGAGGUCGAAGCCAAGCUGCCCCAAGGCGACUGGUUAUGGCCCGCAAUAUGGUUGCUCCCUGUCGACGACACGUAUGGUUUGUGGCCGCAAUCCGGAGAGAUCGAUAUCGUCGAGUCUCGGGGCAACAACCACACUUAUCCGCAAGGAGGCAACAACAUCGUUUCGAGCUCUCUGCAUUGGGGCCCAGACGCUGCCAAUGAUGCAUGGUGGCGGACUAAUGUCAAGAGGAACGCCUUGCACACGACCUUCGCGAAAAAGUUCCACACAUUCGGACUCGAAUGGUCUGAAAAAUAUAUCUUCACCUACAUCGACACGCGUCUGCUGCAAGUACUGUACACCAACUUCGACAAGCCACUUUGGGGCCGUGGCCACUUCCCCCAGGCUGACGAAAACGGUACUCGCAUUGUGGAUCCGUGGUCCAAAUACAAUCGUGCAUCGACACCAUUCGACCAAGACUUUUAUCUCAUUCUAAACGUCGCCGUAGGCGGUACGAACGGGUGGUUCGAAGACGGUAGAAACGGCAAACCCUGGGUCGACGCUGGUCAGACUGCGAAGAGGGAUUUCUGGAAUGCGCGCAACGCGUGGUAUCCAACUUGGAAGAACGGCGGUGAAAUGACUGUCAAGAGUGUGAAAAUGUGGCAGCAGCAGGGAUAUAAUGGUUGUCAGUGA